CGCAAGAUUCCCCAACUUCUCCCACUACUCGCCAAUGUGAUAGAGGGUGAGUGAAAGAAGGGCGGUGGCUGAGAAGGAGAGAAUGGGGAUGGGGAUCGGAAUGGGCCUCAAUCUUCUCCUCCUUGUGGCCAUGGUGGCCACCAACAUCCUCUCCCUCUACCACCUCUCCUCUAUCCGCAACAACUCCCCUCGUCCGCCCCAAACCCUAGAUCCCGCCGCCGCCGACGUCCCCGACCACCUCCUUCAGCAGCUCCACACCAUCCGCGCCACCAUCGCCCAUCUCACCCGCCUCCGCUCCACCUCCUCCGCCUCAUCUACCUCCCCCCCCGCCACCGCCACCCCGCCAGAGCUCCUCCUCUAUUCCCACAUCGGUCCCAUCGCCUCCGCCUGCUCCGACCAUCCCGACCUCCUCCACCGCUACAUGAACUACACCCCCUUCGCCCCCUGCUUCUCCCCUACCCCACCGAAGCCCCUCAGCCCUUUGUCACUCCCCUCCGAUCCCUUUCCCCCUUCCCUCCCCGACGCCGCUGUCCUCUGGCCCCCCGCCGCCCCCUGCCGCUCCUUCUCCUGCCUCCCCGCCUCCCUUGGUUUCGACCCCAAGACCGAAGCCUCCCGCUUCCUCUCCGCCAAGUCCGUCCUCGACCUCCCCCUAACCCAGCUUCUCUCCCUGGCCCGCACCGCUGGCGCCGCGCCGAUCCGCCUCGCCCUCGAUGUCGGCGGCGGCACCGGUACCCUCGCUGCCCGCCUCCGCCUCCUUACCAACGCCACGGUGCUGACCACCACCAUGAACCUGGGCGCCCCCUACAGCGAAGCGGCGGCGCUCCGUGGGGUCGUCCCCCUCCACGCGCCGCUCCAGCAGCGGUUCCCGGUCCAGGACGGCGUGCUCGACCUGGUACGGACCGGGCACGCCGUGAACCGCUGGAUCCCGGCGCCAGCGCUGGAGUUCCUGCUGUACGACGCGGACCGCGUGCUGCGGACCGGGGGGUUCCUCUGGGUGGACCACUUCUUCUGCAAGGGGCCGGAUCUGGACGCCGUAUACGCGCCACUGAUCGGACGGCUAGGGUACAAGAUCAUCAAGUGGGCGGUGGGGAAUAAGACUGACGCCGGUGGCCUCCGCUACGGCGAGGUCUACCUCACCGCCCUCCUCCAGAAACCACUACCCACCAAGGCGUGAUCACACGCCGGAUCUUGUAAAUUCCGGUAGACCACUAGAUCUGAAGCCGAGGAAGAGCGAGGUGAUUGGCAUGAGCCAUUUAGACACCGGAUGGUGCUGGGACAGAGACGGACUGCUACCAUGAAAGGACAACAGAGAUGGGGAAGCCGCGAGGAGACCCAUUUUUUGCGAUCUAAUUUGAAGGGAGACUUCAAAACCAGAUCUUCCAGGGCACUUGUCCGAGAACAUGAGAGAAUAUCUGACACAGCAUUGGAUCCUAUGUUGCGGCAUAUCUUUGAAGCGUGACAAGACCGUACGUAUCAGCCCCGUACCUGUCACGCCCGAAUCAUACCAAGGAGAACAAAAGACGCGCCACUUUGCCAAGUGUCACAUCUGGAGUCACGUGCCCUGCAGUCCUGACCGGAUCACAUCAGAUCAGAUCACAUCCCAGCACAAACUUUCGAGUACAAUAAAGCGUGGCUCGAUCCCCUCGGCACUGUUCCGACGCGUGUCGAUACCUUUAAGGAAAAGCAAUACCUUGUCCGCAGAGCCAUGACGUCAGCUCUUUGUGACUGCACACAUGCCGGUGUUCCCUGUUCGAGGACGUCCACCGGAUCCCAGUUUUUCGGCCCCCCGUCUCUGUCGUCGGUCGCCGGCUCGACUUCCCUAGCGAGCCACGUGUGACCGUCCAGCCAGUGACGCUGCUUCGAACGUCGACUGUAGUACCUCUUCCUGCGUGUGGAAGACCCACACGGGAGAUCUCGAAUACAGGAAACCAGCCGCGGGAUCCAACCUACUCUCGGUCUCUGGUCUAUUUAUAGUUAGCCAUUCGAAAGAACUCAGGAAGGGGAAACGGCGGUUGCCCGAGUUACCGCUCACCGGCCCCCUCACCGCCCCUUUAUCCAGCGGUGAGCUGAAUUCCUUUUCCUACCAUCCCCCUUGUUAUCCGGGGCAAGGAGUCGAGUCGAGUCACCUCCCUUUUCCUCGCCCGCAGCUUCUCUCUCUACCUGGUACUGAAGUCCUGAUUUAGCGAAACAACCUCGGUGGAAGAAGAGUUCCAAGGAGAGGCGGCGGCGGCAGCGGAGAUGGUGGGGAUCUUCUCUCGAUUCUCCGGCGGACGGAGCCGCCACCGGCGGGCAAACAGCGCGAUCGAGGUUGGGGGAACAGUGGCACCCAAUGCAGAGGUACCAGGUUCAACACCUCCCACUGCUGCCCAUGGAGUGGAAGUAGGGGUUGAGCUUAAGCCAGUUGAACACCCAGUUGAGCCUCUCAACAAUGACCAACCUGUUAAAUGCCCACUACCAGAACCUUCAAUACUUAAUACCUACCAUCUUUGCCAAGAAUGGAUAUAACUGCUCUUAUGGAUGACCAAUAUCAGGAUGGAAGAAUAUGGAAGGAGCGAAUGUCGUCUGCGAGUGCAAGAAUGAGAACCAACUUACCGGUUGUAAAGGAAGGAUCGCAUCUUGAAUCCGAAGCUGGUGGAACGAAGCCCCACUCUAACCCCCCACCUAAACGGACCAUAUUGCCAUCCAUAAGUGCCCCUGAACAUAAGAUCGUCACUCUGCUGGAAGAAUGCAAUGCAGCUGAAAAUCUGACUGCUCGCGAAUAAGCUUACAAGCGUUAAAACUUGUAUUUCUUCAUGCACACUUUUAUCUUUUCCCUCUUAUUCUUGACAUUGUUUUAUAUUUCUCCUUCCCUCCUGUGUUCACUUGACUAUAAGCUAUAUUAUAGUAGAAGAUGAAUACAUGAGAAAUGUAUAAUACAGUUGCCUUGUUGAAGUUUUUUAACUACAAGAGAUAUAUGGAUUGCAGAAAUUUCCAAGA
Molecule: messenger RNA, 2976 nt
Organism: Elaeis guineensis (African oil palm)
Lineage: Eukaryota; Viridiplantae; Streptophyta; Magnoliopsida; Arecales; Arecaceae
Source: RefSeq, a predicted model, not a curated record